This is a messenger RNA of Trichomonas vaginalis G3, 534 nucleotides long. RefSeq lists its product as uncharacterized. Lineage: Eukaryota; Parabasalia; Trichomonadida; Trichomonadidae. The record is from RefSeq and is a predicted model, not a curated record. The transcript has a single exon. Bases 1 to 534 code for a protein of 177 amino acids.
AUGGAUGAAGAUUCUUAUCAGUAUCUUCAUGAUAAAUUAAUGAGUCAGUAUAACAAAGCUUGUUCUAGUUAUGAUUCUCUUUCAUCAUCAAGUGACGCUGAAGGAGCAAUCGCAAGCGAUUUACUAAAUCAAACUCAUGAACAACUAGAUGCUAUGCAUAACACGAUUAAUUUAAUCGUAAAUAAAACAGAUGAUUGGGACAAUAAGACAAAAAGAAAAGCAAAGAAGUAUUUGAAAGAAAUGCAUACAAAUUAUAAAACUCUUCUUCGAAACUUAGCAAAAUAUGAUGAAGCUGAUGAUGUAGCUAUCAUUCUUGAUGAUAAUCUUAUGGAUGUUGAUGAUGAUCAAGAUCCAGAAAAACCAAAAGAGCAAAUCAUUUCAUCAGACCAUGCGCCUAAUCAAGGUUCGGAUCAAAAAGAUAAAAAACCUGAAGAGGAUUUCAAAUUAUGCACUUUGAUAGAGUUCAUCCAAUAUCUAUGCGAAUUAAUUGUAUUUUUAUCGGUUGUGUUCACUUUAUAUUCUCUGUGGUCUUAA